UCUUUUUUUUUCCCUCUCUCUCUCUGUUGUCGUUUUUUUUUUUGUUCCUUUUCUCCUCCCCGUGUUUUACACACACAGCUGAGAGAAAAAGGAGCCAGUCAGGAAAAAAAAGAGACGGUCUGAACUCUGUCCUACAAGAGGCAGAAGCUGUGGCGGAACGCCGUUUAUUUCUUUGUUCUAACACUGGCUUUGACAACAAAAAACUGACUUUUAUAUUUUGUCAUCUUCCUCGCGAAUGGUAAAUGAAAUGGACAUGUACCAGACCGAACACAUGGAAAAGUAUGGGUCUUGUGUGAAGAGGAGGAGACAUGACAGCGAGCGUUCCGUCUCCAGUGGAACCAGCAGCUGCUCGGCGGAGUACACGGACCUGGAGGCGGCCGAAGCCCUGGUGUGCAUGAGCUCCUGGGGACAGACUUUCUUCCUCGGCGGCAACAAGGCCAACGGCUGCAAGCCCAGGCCCCUCACCCCGGCUUCUGACUCCUGCGACUCCCUCCUCCCGCUGGAGCUCCCAGAGCCUCCAAAGGACUUUGUGUCCUUUUCCUCUCUGUGCAUGACGCCCCCACACAGCCCCAGCUUCGUGGAGACCUCGCCAGGCAGCGGGGUCCAGUCGUGCCCCGGCUCGGCCGUGCCCACGCAGCACCCUGCCUCCAGGUUCCACCAACAGAACCCGGCACCCUCUGCCGACAAAUCCCCCUCCCUUCCCGCUCCGCCUCAGCCCUGCAGAGCCAUGGCGACCAGCGUCAUCCGCCACACGGCAGACCGGAACGUCUGCCAGCGCCACAUUCCGGCGACCUCCGGUUCGGGGAGAACCGCAGACACUGAGACGUUUAUCUGCAAACAGCGGCAGCAGGGGCACAUCACGAACGCCGCGCCGAUGACCACGCCUCCAUCGCUUCCCGAUGGCCUCGUGCCGUCAGAGCCAGAACCCGCUCGCGGUCCCUCGAAACCCUGUUCGGACAGAGCCUCCCCCACCUGCGCUUUUGUCAACACAGAGCCACAAAGCGGCCCGUCGUCCCCCGGCGUUCCCACGACCCUGUCCCCUCCUCAAGUGACCAGUCCUCAGAUCAUCUGCCAGAUGUUCCCCGUCUGCAGCCAAUCUGGUAUAAUCUCAGCGUUCAUCCCCAGUCCGGUUCAGACCUCCAGCACUGGGAUCCGGACUGCCACGUCUCCCAUUCUCCCGCAGCCUGCCGCAGCGAGCCCGGUCCAGCAGUCCCUGAUCGUGGGCUCGGCGGUGCCCCAGGGGACGGUGAUGCUGGUCCUCCCUCAGUCCUCCGUGUCUCAGGCGCCUCACUGCCCGCAGACCGUCAUGACUCUGGGCAACACCAAGCUGCUGCCUCUGGCCCCGGCUCCCGUGUAUUUGCCGGCGGGGCCCGCCGGCGGCGCGGCGGCGGUAACGAAAAUGGACUUUUCCCGCAGGAGGAACUACGUCUGCAGCUUUCCAGGCUGCAGGAAGACGUACUUCAAGAGCUCGCACCUUAAGGCUCACCUGCGAACGCACACAGGCGAGAAGCCCUUCAGUUGCAGCUGGGAAGGCUGCGACAAGAGGUUCGCCCGCUCCGACGAGCUGUCCCGGCACCGCCGGACGCACACCGGGGAGAAGAAGUUCGUCUGUCCCGUGUGCGACCGGCGAUUCAUGCGCAGCGACCACCUCACCAAACACGCCCGCCGUCACAUGACGACAAAAAAGAUUCCCAGCUGGCAGGCGGACGUUCGCAGCCUGAGCAAAAUGGCCGCGGGCAAGACUCCUCCCUCGAAGCCCGCCAUUGCCACCCUGAGCAUGUUGGUACCUGCUGGCUCCAAGUAAACAAUGAACAAAUGCCAUCUUACUCACUCCCGAGAUACCAGAGGGACGAAGGGAGCAGCCAAAGCACACACAGCUGCUCCUCUUUACUCAUUGGAAAACAGACAAACGAAAAGCACUGGACUCUUCCUGCGCUACUGCUCAUUUGUACAUGUAAUUUUCUCGAAAAGAUGUUUAGUUUCCUCUUUUGGUUCUUAUUGAUAAUUUGUACGCAGUCUUGCCAAAGCUUUUGUAUGAAGUUGGUCUUUGACAUUUCACUCUCUGCCUCUCAUACGAGACAUUUUCCUUGGUAUAAUUCAUGAAUGUAUUUGUUUUAGUAUGAAAAGACAUCUACUUGUCUUGUUUUGGAGGGGGCGGGUAAAGUUGACACAUUGUAAAUAUGAAUACUAAUCAUCAGUACUAUGAUUAUGUCUUGAUUGUAUCUCCUGGCAUAACUUUUCUUAUUAUUUAAUAUGUUUGUAAUAAAAAAAAACGAUGUUUAAAUGA
Molecule: messenger RNA, 2287 nt
Organism: Austrofundulus limnaeus
Lineage: Eukaryota; Metazoa; Chordata; Actinopteri; Cyprinodontiformes; Rivulidae
Gene: klf11b
Product: Kruppel like factor 11b
Biological process (GO): regulation of transcription by RNA polymerase II
Molecular function (GO): DNA-binding transcription factor activity, RNA polymerase II-specific; RNA polymerase II cis-regulatory region sequence-specific DNA binding
Source: RefSeq, a predicted model, not a curated record